Molecule: messenger RNA, 756 nt
Organism: Perognathus longimembris pacificus (Pacific pocket mouse)
Lineage: Eukaryota; Metazoa; Chordata; Mammalia; Rodentia; Heteromyidae
Gene: Lsm10
Product: LSM10, U7 small nuclear RNA associated
Exons: 3
Coding region: 288-659 (123 amino acids)
Biological process (GO): mRNA 3'-end processing by stem-loop binding and cleavage
Cellular component (GO): nuclear body; cytoplasmic U snRNP body
Molecular function (GO): U7 snRNA binding; histone pre-mRNA DCP binding
Source: RefSeq, a predicted model, not a curated record
UCCGCUGCGACGCGGGCUGCGCUCUCUCGCACUUGGUAUUAAAGACGCACGCGGGCCGCGGUUGCCAUGGCUUCUCCGCGCGGGGGCGGCGAGAAGCCAUCCUGCUAGGCGUUGGCGGGUUUCGGCGGCCACCCCGGACCGGAAGGCGGAAGGAAUUCUGCGCGGCCCCAGCUCCCAACCUCCCUCAUUAGUAGUAGUCACUAAAGCAGCCUUGGUGGAGAUGUUUGUUGAACUACGGAAGGGAAGCUCUACCGUCUCUGAAACAAGCAUCCAGUCCGUGUGGCAGAAUGGCGCUGAGCCACUCAUUGAAAGAGCGGACCAUCUCAGAAAACAGCCUGAUCAUCCUGCUGCAGGGCCUGCAGGGCCAAGUAACCACUGUGGACCUGCGGGAUGAGAGUGUGGCCCGUGGACGCAUUGAUAAUGUUGAUGCUUUUAUGAACAUCCGACUGGCCAGGGUCACCUACACAGACCGUUGGGGACAUCAGGUUGAGCUGGAUGACCUUUUUGUGACAGGCCGCAAUGUGCGGUACGUUCAUAUCCCAGAUGACGUCAACAUCACCGCGACCAUUGAGCAUCAGCUACAGAUCAUCCAUCGUGUGCGCAACUUUGGUGGCAAAGGCCAAGGCCGGCAAGAAUUUCCCUCAAAAAAACUUAAGUGAAGCUGGUUGCCGGUUGGCUACUCAGGAGGCUGAGAUCUGAGGAUUGCGGUUUGAAGCCAGCCCAAGCAGAAAAGUCCCUGUAAGGCUCUUAUCUCCA